CCGACAAGUCAACAGUUCACCACCCACUCUUCCCGCCAAAACAAACGCAGCCCCCCUGAUGAGAGAGGCAAAAGAGUCCGCAACGGGGCCAAAUAAACCCUAGCAUUCAGUCUUCUCUCUCGAAAUCAACAAUGCCGCCCUCUCCGAUCUCCGAUCUCCCCACUUCUUCGGCCGCCGCCGCCUCCAACGAUGUCGAUAACAAUCUCCAGCCGUUCUUCGUUCUCCACAAGGCCUUGCCUCGAAAAUCCGAGAGAAAGUCUUCCGGAUUUGGGACAGCGAAAAGAAAGAUUGAUUUGCCCCCUUCUUCCCUCAAGUCCAUCGAGAAAUCUGAUGUCUCGUCGACUGAAGAAGCCAGCGAUUGGAUCUACGAGCAGCUUCGCCUCGAAGCCUUCAACCGAACCUGGUCCAAGAUUGAUUCCACCAUCAAGGACGUUUUGAGGCAGAUCAAUCUCAAUCUCUUUGAUGAAGUACAAAGCUGGGUUCUUGAGUCAUUCUCCAAAAUCAAAUCCAUCAGGCCACAUAAGAUUUCUGAGAUUCAAAGGCCCUAUCCGCUUGUAACGGAUAUUAUAUGCAGGAAGAUACCCACAGCAUUGAUCUUGACAAAAAAUGUGGAGUUUGUUGAUGAUCUGCUGACGUUUCAAGAGCUUGGUGGGCAUCUGAAAUCUAGUGGAUGCCAUGUGGCUUACCUAACAUCAUUGGAUUUCUCGGUUAAGCAUGGGAUAUCUGGCUGUCUUAGAAGCUUGUUGAGACAGUUGGUUUCAGAGGCUCCUGAUAUGGCUGAUAUUUCUAUUCUGGCCUCAUGGUAUUGUGAGCCAGAGAACUGUGAUAAUCCUGUCCUUGUGAUAAUUGAUGAUAGUGAGCGAUGCUGUGGUGCUGUCCUGGCCGACUUCAUCACAAUGCUAAGUGAAUGGGUGAUCAAGAUUCCAAUCAUCUUUAUAAUGGGAGUUGCAACAACUUUUGAUGCCCCAAGGAGACUUCUUCCAUCAGAUGCACAGCAACACUUGCAUCCUUGUAAGUUCACAUUGGGAUCUCCUUGUGAGAAGAUGAAUGCAUUAAUUGAGUCUGUUCUUGUAAAAUCAUGUUCUGGAUUCAGUAUUGGUCACAAAGUUGCAGCAUUCUUAAGAAACUAUUUCCUUCGACAUGAUGGAACAUUUACUUCUUUUGUAAGGGCUCUAAAGCUUGCAUGCGUUAAACACUUUGAAAUGGAGCCUCUGAGUUUUCUGGGCCUUGACAUACUUGAUGAAGAUUCUGAGAUUUUCCAGCAAGGCCAGUGUGAUUCAUUGCCUGACUCUUUGCGUAAUCAUGCUUUCAAUCUUCCAUCUUGUCAAAGGGAAAAAAUUCUCAAAGGCACUGGUGGAAGUUUGGUACAUGGGCUAACUGAGCUGAGGAGGCUGCAAAAGUGUUGGAGUUCUGUUGUUAUGUGCUUAUUUGAAGUUGGAAAACGAAAAAAUAUGCAACUACUAGACAUUUUCUGCGAGGCCAUCGAUCCAACUCUCUACAACCUGAGGGCUUUAGAUCACAACUUGCAGUUAUCUUCAUUGAUCGGUCGCAAUCUCAUUGAGGGAAAGUCUAGUUCUGCUAAAGGAGGAUUUAUUGCUCAGGCAAUACAACAGGUAAGGGAGCUCCCAGCAGCAUCACUUUCUCAUUUGCUUAACAUUUGGGGUGUCCACACAGGGGAAAUGAAUGAGAUUCAGGAUAGAGUGAGAGAACUUCAAUCCAUAAUAAGUUCUGGAGGAGGUGGCCUGAUUUUCAAAGAAAAAUGCACAGAUAUUCAUAAGCGGUCAAGAUCAUUGAGUGCAGGAAAGGGAACAUUGUCAGUGAAUGACAAAGCUGCUAUGCUGUUGGAUGGGAUGGUCAGGAAAUUUUUGAUGCCCAUUGAGUGCGUACCGUUCCAUGAAAUAGUUUGCUUCAAACAUGUAGAUGUUCUACAAUCAGCUUUAAUUGGAGAUCCAAGGAGAACAAUUCAGGUUGAUCUUUUGAAGUCCCCAACCUAUCUUCAGUGCUGUUGCUGCAGCAGAGGUGGGAAUGCCUUGUCAUCGUCCAUGCAUGAUACCUCAAUUAUGUACAGUCUUGCCCAAGAGUAUGGUGAUGUUAUCAAUCUCCAUGAUUGGUACCAAUCUUUCAAGGCAACAGUUCUCAGUGCUAGUACUAAAACCAAAUGUAAAUUGCAGCAUUCACCAGCAUCAAAAAAAGUUAAAGCCACACCUUCAGAGAGUGAAGCUACAAUUCAAGCAAGGUUUUGCAGAGCAGUUACAGAGCUCCAGAUUGCAGGGCUUCUUCGGAUGCCAAGCAAGAGGAGACCGGAUUUUGUACAAAGAGUUGCAUUUGGUCUCUAAGCCGUUGAAGUAAUGCGAAUAGUUGGCAACAUAUGAAAUCGAAUACUCGCACCAGAGUCUAACUAUUUCAUUUAUAGUAGAGUGAUUUCUUCCUAUCUGCUGCAAUGUUGAUAUCCAGUCAGCUUUCUCUAUUAUAUGGAUAUAAAGACAAUGUGGGUCUCGAUUUGUUUAAAUACAUUUUUGUUUUUGUAACUGCAGGUAGUCGAUUUAAUUUUGGGGCUUUCCUGAUACCUAUGAUUUAAACUAAAUUCUUUUCGUUGGCUAUCAGUUCAUCC
Messenger RNA from Elaeis guineensis (African oil palm), 2611 nucleotides. RefSeq names its product origin of replication complex subunit 3. Gene Ontology annotation, molecular function: DNA replication origin binding. NCBI's taxonomy places the organism in Eukaryota, Viridiplantae, Streptophyta, Magnoliopsida, Arecales, Arecaceae. Gene Ontology annotation, biological process: DNA replication initiation; DNA replication. Gene Ontology annotation, cellular component: DNA replication preinitiation complex; nuclear origin of replication recognition complex; nuclear pre-replicative complex. The record is from RefSeq and is a predicted model, not a curated record.